AUGCUCGACGAUUACAAAAAGUACAUUGACAGCACACCAGUACGCAAGAUCUCCCUUAGAUCUUUCAUGAGAACCUUCAAGGACAUUCGAGAUAAAGAGCAGUUGCUAGGAUAUUGGACCGGCAAGGUAUUGCCGUACCUUCGACAUCAUUCUGCGCUCGAUAAGCGUCAGUUAGGAUUCUCUCUCAAAAAGGCUACAGUGAAUGAGCUCCGGGCUAUAAUUGAUGAAGAACCCGAAACACGCGGGCAUAUUUCAGCCCUCCUCCCUAACGUCGCUAGGCAAAAGCAAGCUGUAUCAAAUCUCCACACAGCACGCAUUGAAGAAAGUUGCUACAUUGCAGCGCCGAUGCAGCAGGAGAAUGAGAGUCAUCAGCAGCAAUCGACAAGACCAUCCACAGCCGCAUCAACAACACCUCCAGGGUCCCCCUCACAGCUUGUUCUAACAGCGGCGGUGCCAGCGGCAUCACAAGCACCUGUAAUGACACCGUUCGAAGAGGCAGAGCCAGUGAUUACGAAACCAGUCAUCGACAACGAUGAGCGCGAGGUUCUUCUUCGCAGUGUUGAAAAAGCCUCGCACACUCAAUGCGACUGGGUAGCGGAUGACAUCUGCGUAGUGUGUCGGUUUCAAGCCUUUCAGCGAGCAUGCAUCGAUGCUUUGGUUCAGAGCGAAAUAAAAAAAACAGAAGUUGCCGACGCCAUGGCUAUUAUUGGUGUGUUUGCACCCUCGAUGCCGACAGCGAGGAUGAAAAACGCGUUCACCGAAGGAUUGCUGCGUAAGAUUGCGAAGUCGACAAUUGAAUUGCCAGAUACCGACUUCGAUGAUAGUCUCAUGAUGAAAACUGUGAGGGCAGAUAUCCAUAAGAUCGGCAAUGGUGACGUGAAUGGGUUAAAACGAUCGUGGGGCUAUAAGGACUUGAAAAAUGCAAAGAAGCGCUUGCAAUGAGCGAAUAAGAGGAAGAGUGUGGGAUAUGGCUAUCGCCUCUACCUCUUCGUGAAAGCACGUCAAAUUCAUCAAGCGGAACGUCGCCAAUUUCAGUCACGAAUACUUGUCCGAGCUCAUCAUCGGGUCAUGUAUGCCUGUAAUAAAUUAUUACUGUUGCUUUGGUCCUAUGUCC
This is a messenger RNA of Gamsiella multidivaricata, 1114 nucleotides long. RefSeq lists its product as uncharacterized. The transcript has 4 exons. Bases 1 to 942 code for a protein of 313 amino acids. The record is from RefSeq and is a predicted model, not a curated record. Lineage: Eukaryota; Fungi; Mortierellomycota; Mortierellomycetes; Mortierellales; Mortierellaceae.